GUGGCUCAUAAACUGGCGCAGCUCGCCAUUUGUUUGUGGCGGCUAAAAAGCCAGUCGCCAUGGGUUUGGCCAUAGCGGCCAUGGUUUUGCGGCAGCUUUAGACGCCACAAAAUACUUGAAACUGCACUUGGACAUUUGGGUGCAGGUGUUUUUGCGUAGUUCGGUAGUUGCACAUACGUUAGGACAGUUACCCUAAACUGCAAUGAGAAAAAGGUUUUUAACAUUAUUUUUACUGAUGCAGCUUAUGAUGUUUACUUUGAAAUUUCCCUGUAUGCUUUUAUGUAUUGUAUUGUGUGACUUGACUAUCGGUCUUUCUAUAUUUCCGUAGACUAUUUAUAACCUAUAAGAAGUGUGCUAAGACACUGACCCAUAUCUCUGGCUCAAACUGAUCAUCUCCGAAACCUUUACACAUCUGUAUUUUUACAUAUUUUGUAGUAGAAUUGCUCAUGACAUUAAUUCCACUGAGGAAAUUUGUCACAUCAUCCAUACAGUUGAUGAAACGAGGCAAAAGAAUACCUCCUAAGAAUUUUUCAGAUGUUCAUUUGAAAGGCACAUCACAAUUCAUUCUUAGACAACUAAAUGAUCCAUAUGUAAAGAGACGAAGACUAGAAAAUUACAGGUGCAGAAGUGUUUUCAAGCUACUAGAAAUUGAUGAUGACCAUAAGAUUUUACAUCCGGGUUCAACAAUAAUAGAUUUGGGGGCUGCUCCAGGAUCUUGGUCACAAGUUGCAAGUUCAAGAGCAUGUGAAAACAACCAGGAUGGCCUUGUAAUUGCUGUUGACAUGAAAAGAUUUCCACCAUUAGAUGGUGUGUAUUCAAUCAUAGGAGAUUUCACGACUGUAACAGUACAAAACAAAAUAGAAGAUAUUUUACGAGAGAAUGGAAAGUCAAAUAAGGUAGAUAUAGUUCUUUGUGAUGCUGCACCGAAGGCAUCGGGAGUAAAAACUAUGGACCAUGAUAUAAUCGUUAAACUGGCAUUUUCUGCAGCAAAGUUUGCUGUUCAGCAAUUGAAAGAAGAAGGCACUUUCUUAUUUAAACUUUUGGAUGGUGACAAGUCUGUACAAUUGAAGCAGAAGAUAGAGGUGUUUUUCGACACUGUGCAAAACAUUAAACCAAACGCAAGCAGAAAAGACUCUUCAGAAUUUUUCGUUUUAUGUAAAGGUUUUAAACUCAAAAACAAAAUAUAGAAAUUGCACAAAAA
Styela clava is the source of this 1201-nucleotide messenger RNA. Its product is annotated as ribosomal RNA large subunit methyltransferase E-like. The record is from RefSeq and is a predicted model, not a curated record. Gene Ontology annotation, molecular function: rRNA (uridine-2'-O-ribose)-methyltransferase activity. Gene Ontology annotation, cellular component: mitochondrion. Gene Ontology annotation, biological process: RNA methylation. Lineage: Eukaryota; Metazoa; Chordata; Ascidiacea; Stolidobranchia; Styelidae.